Messenger RNA from Closterium sp. Naga37s-1, 1470 nucleotides. NCBI's taxonomy places the organism in Eukaryota, Viridiplantae, Streptophyta, Zygnematophyceae, Desmidiales, Closteriaceae. The record is from the annotation of a GenBank genome assembly.
AUGUCGCAUGGGAGCACUUCAGAGGGUAGUUCCUCCUCUGCCCAGUCCAGCCGGCAGGUUGACGAGGCCGCUGCAUCCAGCGGGAAGGCGGGUCGCAGGCGCAAGCGUCCCAUUCAAGACGUCAUCGAGGGCUCUGCACAAGUGGAGGGGGAACCUGACGCACCCCCGGCGCCAUCAUCGGACGACGAUCCAAACGAGGUUCUCCCAAGUCGUAACCCACGCCGCACUCAAGACGAAGAUGGUGCGGAAGCGGACAACAAUGCUGAGGCCGACGCAGAAGGGGACGACGCCUGCGCGGGAGGUGCUCCUAAUGACGCACCAGUCACGCGCGAGGAGCUGCAUAGCAUGAGGGAGCUCCAUGAAGCCACGGCACGUGCGAUUGCAAGGCUGGAGACGGCGUUCCUUGCGAAACCAAAGGAAGACGGCAACAAUAAGAAGAGGAGGAGGCGAAAGCGUGGCUCCGGCAAGGGAGAGCGCCGGAAGGCGCGGAGGGCACGCUCCACGUCCGAUACGGCGUCCGAUGAGGAGGGGGACUUCGACGACGAGGACGAGGGCCACCUUCGACACUCCACAUCUGCCAUUAUGCAGGAGGCGCUCGACCUCCUCCCGGCCGACAAACCCUGGAAGGCCCGCACCGAGCUGUUCAUUAGGCGCUCCAACUCGCAGCUGACGUUCUACCCCAGCAGCACAGCCAAGACAUGGGCCAUCUGCGCGGUCGUGGAUAACCUGACUAAGAGCUACGCAAGCGUUGCUCUCGCUGCGUGCAAGGCACGUCGGAUCGACCUGAACAGGUCGUUCAGCGACUGGAAGACUGGUGCGGCAGGAAGAGUUCGCGACAGCUCGCUGCCUAAGAUUGGACUGUUUCGACACGACCGAGACAUGAAGAGUCCCUGGGCGAUACGGGCGAGGCGCACCCUGUCCCGAAUCCGAGAUAGGGUCGGCCUUGGAGACGUGCCUGCGGGUAAGCUGGCUCUCUCUCGGUGGAGUUGCGACAGUGACGGGAUGCCGUUCGCGUCUGGGGCAUUUACAGCAUGCGCACGGGCGGCGUUCAAGCCAAGGAUGGUGAACGGGACCAUGACACUGAAGCUCUACCACGUGGCAUGGCUGGAGCACGUGGUACGCAUACGCCUUGCAACUUUACAUCACUUAAAGUACCAGGGAGAGUGUCCUCACGCGCGCGGGUAUGUGGUUUGCCGUGCGCAGGUGUCAGAUGCAGUCAUGCACUGGGAGGCGCGCCAGGGUCGCUUCGCCAACUCCGCAAGCUCCAACGCGCAGAUCGUGGACGGCCUCCACGUCCUCGUCAAGGCUGCGGUUAGGGGGGCCAUUGCGGAUUUCCGGCCCGACUAUGACGAGGCGUCCCAGAGCUGGGCGUGGGGCCGCCAUGGUCUGCGCAUCUCGGCCGACGGCAUCGCGGCAGCCGACGCAGUGAGCGCGGAGGCGAGCGUCAGCCGCAGGACUCCGCAGGCAUAA